UUGUGAGUUAUCGUGAUAUGUUAUUCCGGGUUUUUUUUUGCUUAUCUAUUUUAAAAUGUUUUAAAAUAAUGAAUGUUUUAAUAUUUUAUGCUUUGUAAUAAUUAUUAAGCUGUAUGAAAUAAAAUAAUUUUAUAUUAAAAUUAUUAAUACACAAAAAGUUCUCCUUUGGGCGAUGGCGAGAGGAUGUCAGUAAUUGGGUUACUCAAUCGGAAUACUGUAAUUGGAGUCGAUGGUAGUUUUCUUACGCUCAAUUUGGUUCUAUUCAGAUAUGGGUAUCUCCGGUUUUGGAUUUGAAUUCUCAGAUACGGCGGCGGAUUCACAGAGUUCCCCGAGUGCUGCUGCGACUGAUGGUUUUGGAGCCGAUUUCCUAUAAGUUAGCGUGUAUGAAUAUGUCCUGGGACAAGUUCGAGACGGACAAAUAAACGAGACCAUAUGUUUUGCUGCAGCUGAUAAGUCUCACUCAGUUUUCUUGUUGAUUGAUGAGAUAUAUGAGCAGAUGUGCAGGAACUGAGAUUGUAUGCAUAUAAGUUAAAACAAAUCGUUAGAGCAUAUAAGCAGACACAAACAAUCAGUUGGAGCCGCAGAGGCAUUCCUUUGCUCAUUGUGAGAUUUGGCAAUCACACCUGUGGCAGAUCUGGAGCACUAACCCUUCGUAGUCUAUCAGGUUAUCCAGUCUUCCAGAAAUGAUCAGAUAAUGGAGGAUGAAGGGAAUCAUAUGGUUACGGAAGCAUCAGUGGAAAAGCAUGAGGUUGAGCUAGAAGAGGGUGAAUUAUCUCCACCGCCAGUUGUGAGCAAGGCAAUUUUGAGGUUAAUGGACAGAAUGGCUUCAAGCCUUUACAUAAGUGACGGACAUUGUAAGAAGCAAUAAAGACCAGCAAAGUUUUGAUAAAAAAAAAAAAGGGAGCAAAGAACAAUUUGGCGAUUAUUUGAAUGAAUAUUUUAUAAUGUUUAAUUAUUUGAAUGAUUCCUAUUAUGUGCUAUUUAGGCGUCAUCAAGUAAGGACUGUUUGAAGCAUGCUUCUUGAGUCUGUAAUAUGAUGGUUUUUCCAUCCCGUGCUAUCUAUGUUCUUCUGUCUAUUUCCAGAUGUUGUACGAGAGAAUACAAAACAACAAAGAAACAUUCAGAAAAGAAAUGGAAGGCUCCAGAUAACACGACUCUUGAUUCUUAUCCCAGGUUCAUGGAUGCACUCUAUAAUUUACUUGACGGUUCUAUUGACAAUACCAAGUUUGAAGAUGAGUGCCGAGCUAUUUUUGGAGAACAGUCAUAUGUUCUUUUCACAUUGGACAAGCUAGUUCAGAAGUUUGUUAAGCAUCUCCAUGCGGUUGCAUCUGAUGAAACAGACACCAAGCUUCUGCAACUACAUGCGUAUGAGAACUACAGAAAACCGGGAAGAUUAUUUGAUAUAGUGUAUCAUGAGAAUGCAUGUGCCAUCCUCCAUGAGGCAAACAUAUACCAGAUCAGAUAUUCAUCAGCGGAAACACGUCUCUCGAUUCAGCUUAUGAACAGCGGGAACAAUCAGCCUGAAGUAAUGGGUGUAGCGACAACGGGGUAAGAACCGAAUUUCAAUCAGAAUCCAACAGAAAUUUGAAAAUAAAAGUGAGGUGUACGUAAUUUAGAAAAAAUAGUUCACUCCUCGGUGAUAAUAGGCAAUGCCAAACAUAUAGCACAAAGUCAACAAGGAGGUGUGUGCAACUAAACACCAUCACCAGCAUCGUAUAAUAACCAUCACGAGAAUCCUAAUAACGUAAAAAGUUCUGUAAAUAUUAUUGCCACAACAACGGCAAUGCAGACGAGUAUGGGCAGAAACCACCAAUAUACAAAGUCAAUAAGGAGGUGUGUGAAACUAAGCCCCAUGACCAGCAUCGUGUAAUACAUCCUAAUUAACUUUCCAUUGAUGUUAAUCCAAGGCAAGUAUUCCAAUGCAUCUAGAAGCAAUCCCAUAGUCAUGUGAAACCUAAAGUAGCGAGGCAAAGAUUCGUUCUUCACCAUCCACAUGAACCCUAAGCAGCAAUACACCAUGAACAACCUGUUUUGCAAUCUGUUUUCUGCUACUGUGGUGAUUGAUGAGUUAUCGUCUGCAGAUGCUGUCACACGCCGUGGUAGUCUUCGGUCAUAGGCAAACGAUAAUGAAGAUGCAAAGUCAUUUGCUGCAGAUAUUCUCUAGACAUUAGUUUGCAAGGUUUAAACAUUAAUUAAUAAACAUAUAUAUAAUACCUAGAAGAGGAAGAAUCUGUCUCGAGAUUCUGGAUUUUGGGAAUGAACCAUCAUUGGAGAAACACACU
Molecule: messenger RNA, 2282 nt
Organism: Arabidopsis lyrata subsp. lyrata
Lineage: Eukaryota; Viridiplantae; Streptophyta; Magnoliopsida; Brassicales; Brassicaceae
Product: paired amphipathic helix protein Sin3-like 6
Exons: 5
Coding region: 1034-1552 (172 amino acids)
Biological process (GO): negative regulation of transcription by RNA polymerase II
Cellular component (GO): histone deacetylase complex; chromatin
Molecular function (GO): transcription corepressor activity
Source: RefSeq, a predicted model, not a curated record